AUGACCUUGACAAUAUUUGUCAAGGUCAAGGAAGUUAGAUGUGCCUAUAUUGUUCUGCUGGUAGCUGGAUAUUGGGUGACAGAAUGUCUACCGAUAGGAAUCACAUCAUUAAUACCUGUAGUAUUAUUUCCACUAUUUGGUAUUCUUAGUACUCAGGAGACAUGCAUUUGCUACAUGAAUGAUACCAUCAUGGUAUUUAUUAGCGGUUUGAUACUCGCUAUUGCCACUGAACAUUGUAACUUGCAUCUGCGGAUUGCUCUGAUCGUAAUGAAGAUGCUCGGGUGCAGCCAUGCAAAACUGCUCGGUGGCCUUUGCACAGUGACUACUUUUAUAUCCAUGUGGAUCGCGAACGCAGCAGCUACCGCCAUGAUGGUACCUAUUGCCUUUGCUGUACUCCGUGAAUUGGAGAGGCAAGGACUUGGGAAAGUGUUUGAUAUAAAGAAAGAUCCAGAGGAUCCUGAAGCUGAACCGGAUAUAAAACCGACAAACUUAACGAAAGCUUAUCUGUUUGCGGCGGCGUAUGCCUCGUCCUUUGGCGGUACCGGAGCGAUUGUAGGUACACCGACGAAUCUUGCCUUUAAAGGCAUCUACGAAUACAAUUUCCCUGCUGCUGAUCCAAUCACUUUUGGCAACUGGAUGGCCGCUUCGAUUCCGCAAAUGGCCACUAAUUCUUUUAUAUUAUGGUUGUAUCUGCGAAUCACUUUUUUGGGAUACCUGAGGCCACGUAGCAAGGAUGCUGAAAUGGCAAGAAUUGGCGUAGAAGGCGAGGCCAUCGCAAAUCAAGUAAUAAGUCAAAACCUUAAAAAUCUAGGACCUAUGACAUUUCAUGAAAUCUCCGUUGCAAUACUUUUUACGGGAUGUAUAUUUCUAUGGAUAUUUAGAGCUCCUGGAUUCGUUCGCGGAUGGUCAGAAAUUCUAACGGACGUAAUGUUGGCGGAUUCGACGCCCGCAGUCUUUGUAUGCCUGUUAAUGUUUUUCAUCCCAAAAGAGCCGAUUUUUUUACACUUUUACAGCAGCGACCCAUCCAGACGAGUGGCCAGAUCGUCCGAGGGUCUGAUUACUUGGCAGAUCAUUCAGACAAAGAUGCCGUGGAGAUUGGUAUUUCUGUUAGGUAGUGGUUUUGCUGUCUCAAAAGGCAGUAGUGUCUCAGGACUUGCCAUGAAGAUAGGACUAGCUUUGGUGCCUUUGAAAGAAUUACCUCCUGUGCUGAUGAUGGCCGUUGUUCUUUUAUUCGUUGGCACACUGACGGAAUUUACUUCAAACGUUGGUACAGCUAAUAUAAUUCUACCUGUCGUCGCUCACAUGUGUGUGGCGAUGAAGAUACAUCCAUUAUAUCUAAUGAUGCCAGUGACUCUGAUGUGCUCGUACGCAUUCAGAAUGCCAGUCGCUACGCCGCCAAAUGCAAUUAUAACUGUCGCGGGUCAUUUACAAACUCGAAUACUAAUAGCAGUCGGAUGUUUCCCCGCUAUGUACAGUUUAAUAGUGCAAGUUAUCCUAUUCCCUACUUGGGGAGCCUUUAUUUAUGGCAUCGGUGAGUUUCCAGCUUGGGCAGAACAACAUGAUUUUGCUUGA
Molecule: messenger RNA, 1572 nt
Organism: Trachymyrmex cornetzi
Lineage: Eukaryota; Metazoa; Arthropoda; Insecta; Hymenoptera; Formicidae
Product: protein I'm not dead yet-like
Exons: 8
Coding region: 1-1572 (523 amino acids)
Biological process (GO): transmembrane transport; citrate transport; succinate transport
Cellular component (GO): plasma membrane
Molecular function (GO): succinate transmembrane transporter activity; citrate transmembrane transporter activity
Source: RefSeq, a predicted model, not a curated record